Molecule: messenger RNA, 7154 nt
Organism: Corticium candelabrum
Lineage: Eukaryota; Metazoa; Porifera; Homoscleromorpha; Homosclerophorida; Plakinidae
Product: E3 ubiquitin-protein ligase RNF213-like
Exons: 2
Coding region: 37-6948 (2303 amino acids)
Molecular function (GO): ATP hydrolysis activity; ubiquitin-protein transferase activity
Source: RefSeq, a predicted model, not a curated record
CUCGUUGGCAAGCCGGGGUGUAGCAAGUCUCUUUCAAUGCAGAUUAUUCGCAGUAACUUGCGGGGAGGAGACAGUCCCAUCGUUUACUUCAAGAAACUACCACAGGUUAUUGUAGUUUCUUAUCAAGGAUCGGAAUCCUCUACGUCAGAAGGAAUAAACAUGAUAUUUAAGAAAGCAGAAUCUCUUGUUCACACCAACUCGAUUCCAGUUGUUCUACUAGAUGAAGUUGGUUUAGCUGAGUUAUCCAAGUCCAAGCCUUUGAAAGUUUUGCACAGCAGACUCGAAGCACACACGAAAGACGGUCGCAUAGAUGGAAUAAACGAGCAGAAACUGAAUGUAGGAGUAGUCGGUAUUUCCAACUGGGAACUAGAUGCUUCGAAGAUGAACCGUGCUAUUCAGUUGUCUCGUCCUGAACCUGACUUAGACGAUCUCACUAAAACUGGUUUAGAAAUUAGUAAAGAAUUGACUGGAAAAACUGCUGCAGUUCCUAGGCAAUACAUUAGUCAACUUGCCACAGGAUACGCCGAUUACAUGAAAAGUCAACAGUUCGUCAACUUCCACGGUCUUCGCGAUUACUACUGUUUAGUAAAACAGACCAGCGGGGCUUAUGCAAGUCAAUCGACCACGAGUGAUAGAAGGCUUCGAAAGCUAAAAGCAAUUUUUAGAAAUUUUGGUGGCUUGGAAACGACAUCGAAUGUUGAUCCUUGUCAAAUCAUUGGGAAAACUUGUCAGGUCGACUUUCCUGAAAUACCAGCUGCACUUGAUUUGAUCAAAGAGAACUUGGAAGACUUGUCUGCUAGACAUCUUCUACUCAUUUCAAACGGAGACUCUGCUAUUGAUCUCUUACAAUAUACCCUAGAAGGGACAGGCUUUGAACCGGUUGUUAUUUACGGAAGCAAGUUUGACUAUGACACCGACGAGCAAUCGGAACAGUACAAUUACAGAAUAUUGAGCAGAAUUAUAUUAUACAUGGAAACAGGAAAAACUCUGGUGUUGAAAGAUCUAGAAAGCAUUUACGGUAGUUUAUAUGAUCUGCUUAAUCAAAGCUACACAGAAGUCAUGGGGAAAAAGAAUUGUCGCAUUGCUCACGGACCAUAUUCUAGUCCUCUUUGUCCUGUUCACGAUCAUUUUCGUUGCAUCGUGUUACAAGAUAUAGCUGACGUCGCAAAGGCGGAUCCACCAUUUCUUAAUCGGUUUGAAAAGCAGCUUUUGAGGUUUGACGAUGUCCUAAACGACCAUCAAGUUAUUCUCGUCAAGCGAAUGCAAGAAUAUCUUAUCAUGUCGGUAAACUACAAAUACAGUUCUGAAUCUAAAUCUAGUAAGACGAAUUCAACAGAGUUUACUAUUCAAGACGCUAUUGCUGGCAUGCAUUGUGAUCUACUUCCGUCCUUGGUUUAUAAGCUAACCGGAAAAAAAUCUCAAAUGGAAAUUGGAUUCUCUUUCGCAACUGAUAAAAUCAUUGUGUAUUGUCUAAAAUCACUUCUUCGAAUUUCUACAAUGGAUUUCGCUUUGAGACUGAGCAUGUCAAAACUAGGCGAAGAACACGGAGAAUGGUUAGACGAUCUUCAACAUGAAUAUUUUGAAAUGCCUCAACUUAGUGGACUAAAAGCUUGCAUUAACAAUCGCUGUUGUGAUCAACCGCUGAGUGCAAUUAUUAUGACAUACUCAAACGUCCACACAAACAUUGAAGCCAUCAUUGAUCCACUAAAGCCACUAGUUGUUCGUCUAAGUUCCGUAAAGUCAGAAGAGCAGUUUUUAGAAUUGAUUAGACCAUUUUGGAAUUCCACGGCCCACGUAUUGGCUGUCCAGUGUAUUCCUGGCGCAGACAGCAAUCAUGUGUUGUAUGCGAAGUUUGUCCUUGAUCAAAUGAGAAAAGAAAGACUUCGCAUGUCUAACGUACCAAACAUCAGCGCAAAGCACAUCUGCAUUAUUAUGCACGUUGAUAGAAACAUUAUGGAAAAUCUUGAUCCUAAUAGUACCAACUACGUGGACUCAUUCUCUCGGCGCCCUGAUAAGUGGCAGUUCAACUUUCUUUGUGGUUGGGAUUUGAUAUUUAUUGAUCAAUUAGAACAACCGAACUUUUGUGCUAAAGCUGCGUUAUCUAAGAGUAUUCCGGAACUGUAUGCUGAAAAUUUGGUAGAUUCACGCAAGAUAGCAAAAGAAAAUCUUGGCUGGUGCUUAUGGUGCAUGAGAUGGCCUAAAAACUGUUCUUUCAAGGAUGUGCAACAAGUUCAGAACAAAAUUUUGUCUUCCGAAAUCAUGAUGAACAAGAUUCGCAUCUUUGUUUGUAAUUAUCUGACAACUGAAAUUAUUUCUAAUGACACACAGUGGUUGGUCAAGCUGGCAUUUAACAAGCAGCAACUGGCGCUUUACGGAAGUCUUCAAAGAGCAGCCGAAACAUACGUCGUGGAACAGUUUCGCAAUGCAAUGGCAAAGUUUCUGUACGUUGUUUUAAAAGAAUGUCUUUUAGAUACUCUCCUAAAUUGGUUUGAUGAAGCAACUCACGACAAUGCAGAGUCACACAAGGUUUUUGAAAGGCUACUAGAAAAGAUGAUCUCUUCGCAAAUGAGAAAGCUUCCCAAUCCUUCUGGAAUCGAGUGUUAUAGUUUAUCUAUGAUGCCAUUGUGUCUUAAGUUUCCAUUUAGUUUCAUUCUCUACAAGAAGAUGAGAGACAAUAUUUUUAGUGUCAUUGAUGAUAAUGAUUCUGAUGAUACACAAGAUCCAACAUUUGCUGCAAAGGAAGUCCAAAAGACAGUUUUCUCAGAAGUAGUUGCUGCAUACGUAAGACCUGCAUGGCAACACUACGAAGAUGACUUUUAUACAAUAUGCAGUUAUGAACUUGGAUUGUCACCCGACUCUUUGCGGUGGGUUUAUGGCAAGUUGUUACAUUUACCAACUAUUGGUACAAAGAGCAAAGUAGCCGACUUGGAGCGUCUGAUACAACCAGCAGAUCUUCACUGGCUUCUUGAGAAUCAAGAAACUACUAUUCGAGGAUUGACUGCGCUAUACAAAGCAAGUCUGGUGCUGAACAUAAAUGAGUUCAGUGAAUGCUCAACAGGAGUUGAAAAAAUGGUAGAAAUAGUUUGCAAAAACCUUGUGUGUAUGGACAAAUCUGUUGUCAAAUGUGGUUGCUUAGUAAAUUGGGACAACUUAGCAAGAUAUGUCUUGUCUGUAAUUUACGAAAUGGACGACAUUGCUGUUUCCUCUGAAGUCUUGGCUCUGAUUAUAUUGUCAGAAUUUGUGUCAUCUGUUGCGAUUCCGUUUCACGUUGCGAAUGAUACGGUCUUUAUGCUGGCAAAUACUGUACAAUUAGCUCUGCCCGAUGAAUUACAUUCUACGAAUUUUAUUCAGCAGCUUCAAAUAGUUCUACUAGACAGUGAAGUAUAUGGAAGAGCAUCUGAAUCCGAUGCCAAGACGGCUGUUGCAGGAUUUCUCAAUAAUGCGUUGUUUCGUCUUCUCGAUGACAAUAAUUACAGAGUUAUAUUGUUGGCAUUGGCAAACUCCUACACUUCUCCUGGAGCUGCUUUACUUUUAAGUCAGUGUAUGGAGGUGUACGUUGCUGAGAAAAAACUAGAUUUAACCAGUCUUCUAACUAACGACGCUAUUAAUAUUGUAAAGCAGAAUUCUUUUUUUCAAGCUCUAGACGAUUGCAUCAAGUCUACAGCAGUAAAGAAUGAUGUUUCUAGUACAGAAAUUGCUGCACAGCAACCACUGACAACGGGUACUGUUAAUGAAGCCAAAACCGUUUAUCUCUUGGAUGGCUGGUUUUCAGUAUUGUGCUGCAGCAUAUUUGAGAACAAAUUUUAUAGGUCUUUGGUAGAAAGCAUUAAUACAGAUAAAAUGAGUAGCCUGCUGCGACAUGCCGGAGGAAUAAUCGCCAAUCCAGCUCCUACCGUUACCUUUGUCAACGCGAUUGCUGUCAUCCGCGCAAUCUUGAGUCGCUGUGGUCAUCUCCUUGCUGAUGAAAUGCAAAAUCCGGGUCUAUCUCACAAACAUUUGAUAGAGACUACAAACAAACUUCUUGAGCAAUCUGAUGAACUGGGCCUUCACGAAGAAAUGCGGUAUCUAAUGCUAAGACCGGCCAGAAGAUGCGUUGCCCUCAAUAACAUAGCUGAAAAAUUGUCUGUUGAAAGUAAAUACUCGGAAUCGUACUCAUGGACGCGACAAGUCGACUUGAGAGAUGUUCCGUUUGAUGAGCCUUGCGGAUUCAAUCCAUUCAGCUAUUUGCACAGUUACUGGCAUGUCGACGGAGUAAUGAAAGCGGCUAUCAGACGAGGAGCCCGAGAGGAGUUUAGAAAACUUUUGGUUGAAUCCACGAAGUCCGCUGAAUUAUUUCGUUCUGUUACUGCAAAUAUCGCUAGCUAUUUGACACUUCAAGGUAGCAAGUCACGUUUGAGUAGCGAAGAGAAUAGUUUUAUCGAUUGGCUAACGCAGCCUGACGCUGGCAGCAACAUGUUACUCUCAACUGUUGUUCGCUCUCUUUUGUCUCCUUAUCCGUUUUCGCCGUUUUAUAGCGAACAUAUAGAUGGGCAACAAAAUGUUGUUUACAGGACGUCUGUCAUGGUACGAUUACUAGUUUUACUGUUGCCUAAGCCCGACAGACAGUUGCCUUUCUAUACCUAUUUGACAGAUUUGGUUGCUGCCCAAAAGCAAUUUGUGAUCACUUGUUAUCGAGAAGCGCAAAUAUCACUUACCAGUAGGCAAGGUUCAGGAGGCAUUUCUGACGCUGUUACAGCAUUUUGCGUUUGUCAAUAUAGAACGAUGUCUUACAGUAGCGGAUUUGCUGCAAGGUGUAGCAAAUGUCCAUUGCCGUCAUGUGGCAAGAAACUACCGAACAAUGUAUGCGGUGAUUGCCCUACUGUGCAGCAAAAAAUUGUUAAUUACGAAGCUGGCUAUUCUAGUGUAAUUAGUUGGGAUCAGGACAGCUUACAAUUUACGAGUCCGGUAUCGUUCUUUGUAUUGCGGUGUCUACUUCACAUGACCGUCAUGGUGGGGCUGUCGGCCAAAUUUUAUGACAGGGAAGCUGCUUCAAUCUUUCUAUUUAAAAAUGGUAAUGUUCCGCUUGAAGAAAUAUUGCGAUUCCUAGAUAGUACAGUUGAAACGGAUUGGCAAACUUUGAGAACAGCUUUAGCAAUUACAGACGAAAAUCUCGCUCUUCUAUUUCAUUCGAUUUUACAGAAACUUGAAAUGUGCAAAAUGACUGAGCUCCGCGUCUCGCGAUUGACUUCGCCAAAGGCCAGAGCCCGUUGGGAAAAACAUUUUGCACAGCUUAUUCAGCCGUUACUGAAAAAUGUAAAGAGAACGGUAAAAGAGCACCGUCGAUCUCUUAACAUCUCUGCCCAAAAGUUUCACACUCCUGCACAAGAAGCUGUCGAAGAGUCUUCUGUUCCACUCUUACGGAAAUGCGGUAAUCUGCGGUGUGGAAAAAAUUUUUUCAGACACUGCGCUUCUCCUUCCAUUGAUGACAUGUACGCCACGUUAACCGCAAACGACCGGUUGAAGAAAAAACAUGCUUUUCUUUGGCUGGUAAUCUGUUCGGCUCCUUACCUAAAACUCAUUAAACUGAUGAGACCAUUGCUAGCUUGGGUUAAUGAGGUUUACAAAGUGAGUUCGUUUCAGUUGUCUCGACGAAACGCUAUGAAACUUCCACAAAAUUUUAUUAAAGUGUUUUAUGAACAUGAGUCAGAUCAAGCAAACAUUCGCACAAAGUUCGAAGACUUCUGCUCGGCAUGGAGAGCAGUAGCAAAGCUAGAACUAAUUCCUGUCGAGGGUUUUCCGCUAGAUCAAAAUCUAUCAGAGAUCAAUCCUGGAAGAGAAAUAGGCUACAGCUGUCUGGGAACUUCCGGCAAUGGCUGCUAUUUGUUUACAAUUUUGUCAUUCUUAGUUGAUAUUCAAAAUCGUUUUCUAUCUGAGGUAGAGACAUUACUCGAGACAACCCCCGAGUGCACAUCGUUGACAUAUCUUCGUUGUCACCACACCUCUAUUGGACAUGUGUUUCCGCGUGUCGCGCUUCAGAAAUGCAAUCCUUUAUCAGCACCCGACAUACUCGAAUUUGAAUGGCCCGAACACCUUCUUUAUAGGUCUACCAUCUGCUGCGAGUAUGGCAAAGGCGACGAAGUAGAUUACGACUUCUUUUCCAUUGAAAAGAAUCUGGUCACAAGUUUGCAACUUACCGGAAAAUCGUAUUUGUGCUUUGAUGGCGACAGCAUAGAACCAUUUCCUUACGCAGGAGAAUUGUGUCGAAAUUUUUCUCGAAUACUUGCGGAAGUCGAAGAAAAGUCUAGUGAACAAAUCGAGCUUUCACAGGAACUUACAGAAACAAUAAAACUAACUGUCGAUCCCUCAACAUACGGAAAAAUUCUCGCUUCGCUUGAACUUUUGUUCUGUCAUGUAAAAAGAGCUGAAAGCGUUGAUAAAAAUGAUACUCUUCAAUAUUACUUUCAGUUUUGGUUGAAAGAUCAUACUCCUCAGGCAUUGCUUGUCAAUGAGCAAACCAAGAAACAGGUUUGCGUAAAGCACGUUAUUAACGUUUAUCUGCUAAUCGAAGAGCUGCAAGCAGACAACGUUCUCUCUUCUCUACCGACUGAGUUCACAAAACCACUUCAAGAUUCUAGCAAAGUACAAAUCAGAAAACUUGGUAAUUACAAGUCUGCCUUCCUAAGUGCUCUUCGACGGUUUAUGUUUCGAAAUUUAAUGGAACCCGAUGGGUCGAUUGAGCCGACGGAACCACUGCUACAAUACUUUCAUCAACUAGAAUGGGCGAAAUCGUUUAAGGAAGUGAGUACUGUAAAGUCUCUUUUCUCAGAUGACAUUUUACUUGAGAACGCACUCGAUCUAUAUCGGCUGCUGAAACAACUCAUCGAGGACGAACGAUCAAGUACAACUGCGAGACUAUCACGCGACCAUCGACGAAAGAGAGACAAGACAUCACGUGGCAAACUCUUCUAGUAUACUCUAUGUGUUUCUUUAUGUUGCUGUUGUUUUUGCUGACAGUUUGCAUGUUGCUGCUGCACUAGUAGGUUUGCUUUUUAAUAGUUGCCUGUGAUCAUUAAUCUUUGCGUAGGCAUGGCGUUGGAAAGCAUUUUAGGCUAGUUAGUUAUAUGGUGCUAUUGUCGCAUUAUUUGCUCUUGCGUUGUUCAUGAGAAGGUACGCAA